Molecule: messenger RNA, 1746 nt
Organism: Didymosphaeria variabile
Lineage: Eukaryota; Fungi; Ascomycota; Dothideomycetes; Pleosporales; Didymosphaeriaceae
Gene: STI1
Product: Hsp90 cochaperone
Exons: 4
Coding region: 1-1746 (581 amino acids)
Molecular function (GO): Hsp90 protein binding
Source: RefSeq, a predicted model, not a curated record
AUGGCUGACGCACUCAAGGCGGAGGGCAACAAGCUCUUCGCGGAAAAGAAGUUCGAGGAGUCCAUCGAAAAGUUCUCACAAGCUAUCGAGCUCGAACCGACAAAUCAUGUGCUUUACUCGAAUCGAUCGGGAGCUUAUGCCUCGUUGAAGGACUACACCAAGGCGCUCGAGGAUGCGAACAAGGUGGUGGAGAUCAAGCCUGACUGGUCAAAAGGGUGGGGGCGCAAAGGCACUGCGCUACACGGUGGUGGUGACCUAGUGAAUGCAACCGACGCCUUCGAGCAGGCGCUCAAGCUCGAUGCGAACAACGCGCAAGCGAAAGCUGGUCUUGAUUCUGUCAAGCGUGCCAUUGAAGCCGAAGCGCGAGCUGAUGGUGCCAGUGGUGACGCUGCAGGUGGCCUUGGUAACAUGUUCAACGAUCCUUCGAUGUUCCAGAAGCUUGCCGCCAAUCCGAAGACCGCGCCGCUCCUCGCAGACGCCGAAUUCAUGCGCAAGCUACAGCAGCUACAGAAGAACCCAAACGAUGUCGGAUUGGCAAUGCAGGACCCCCGCUUCCUUCAGGUCAUGAGCGUGCUGCUCGGCAUCGACAUGUCGUUUGGCGAGCCGCCAGCCGGUGCUCAGCAGGCCAGUGCUUCUGGAGAGGCUGAGGAAGAUGUGGAGAUGCCGGACUACAAGCCAGCGCCUAAGGAGGAGCCAAAAAGGGCCCCUGAACCUGAAGCAGAACCAGAGGAGACCGAGGAGGACCAGGCUGCGAAAGAGGCCAAGGCCAAGGCUGAUGAAUUCAAAAAGAAGGGCACAGAGUUCUACAAGAAGCGUCAAUUCGAUGAGGCUAUUGAGCAGUAUACCAAGGCAUGGGAGACACACAAGGAUAUCACCUACAAGACGAACCUGGGAGCAGCCAAGUUCGAGAAGGGCGACUACCAGGGCUGCAUCGAGGCUUGCAUCGAGGCUGUAGAGCACGGUCGUGAGAUCUACGCGGACUUCAAGAUUAUCUCAAAGGCCUUUGCACGUAUCGGUACUGCGUACGAGAAGCAGGGCGACCUGGCCAAUGCCAUCCUCUACUACCAGAAGGCACAAACCGAACACAAGACCCCGGAGGUCCUUGCGAAGUUGCGUGCAGCUGAAAAGGCCAAGAUCAAGCAAGAGAAGGAGUCCUACAUCAACCCAGAGGAGGCAGAGAAGGCGCGUGAGCUCGGUAACGCCAAGUUCAAGGAAGCGGACUGGCCGGCUGCCGUCGAGGCCUACUCAGAGAUGAUCAAGCGUGCACCAGAGGACCCGCGUGGUUACUCUAAUCGAGCAGCCUGCUUCAUCAAGCUUUUGACCUUCCCCUCGGCGGUGCAGGACUGCGACGAGGCCAUCAAGCGUGACCCCAAGUUCAUCCGUGCGUACCUCCGGAAAGCGCAAGCGUACUUUGCCAUGCGCGAGUACAACAAGUGUAUCGAUGUGUGCGCAGAGGCUGCGGAGCACGAUGAGGGUGGUAAGAAUGCGCGCGAGCUCCAGCAACAGGAGCAGAAGGCGUUGCAGGCGCAGUACUCAGCACGCGAGGGCGAGUCCGAGCAGCAGACGAUGGAGCGCAUCCAGAGGGAUCCUGAGAUUGUUGCAAUCCUGCAAGAUCCCAUCAUGCAGAGCAUCCUCCAGCAAGCGAAGGACGAUCCGGCGGCGCUGCAAGAGCAUCUCAAGAACGCAAACAUCCGCUCCAAGGUGCAGAAACUCAUGGCUGCAGGUGUCAUCCGCAUGGGUCGCUAA